This is a messenger RNA of Cooperia oncophora, 897 nucleotides long. NCBI's taxonomy places the organism in Eukaryota, Metazoa, Nematoda, Chromadorea, Rhabditida, Trichostrongylidae. The record is from the annotation of a GenBank genome assembly.
AUGUUUGAGGAGAAGCUCGUCGUUGGCGUGGCAUCGGCCUGCUCCACUCUUGCCGUCGUCGUUGUCCUGGUUGUCGUGCCAUCGCUUUACAAUACUAUCAAUGAAAUUCACGACCAAGUACUUGAUGGAGUGUCAGUAUUCCGUGUGGAGACCGAUUCUGCCUGGACUGAAAUGAUGGAUAUUCAAAUUGCCGUCUCUCCACCUUCGAAGCCUCGCACGAAUCCCUUCAACUCGAUAUUCCGUCAGAAAAGGCAAGACUUUUCUGGACUUCCAGCUUGGUGCCAGUGUGUACCACCAAAACCAGUCUGUCCACCUGGGCCUCCUGGACCUCCUGGCCAGCCUGGACAACCUGGAAAUCCCGGACCUCGAGGACCUCCAGGUGAGGACAAUACUUCCACCUAUGCGCCACUCACUUGUCCACCGAUGGAUACCAAAUGCAUACAGUGUCCAGCAGGACCCGCUGGACCUCCAGGACCUGAAGGACCAGCCGGAAAAGCCGGACCAGACGGAGAGCGUGGAGGACCAGGACCGCGCGGAAAAGAUGGGCAGCCAGGCCCAGCCGGACCACCUGGAGACGCUGGAAGCCCCGGAAAACCAGGACCAGAUGGACAGCCUGGUCCUCCUGGAAAAGAUGGUACCAAAGGCCGUGGACAGCCUGGACCACCGGGACCAGGUGGAAACGCUGGACCUCCCGGAAAAGCUGGACCAUCCGGUCAGCCAGGAAAGGAUGGAGGGCCGGGACCCAAGGGACCUCCGGGGCAGCCAGGAGCCCCAGGAGAAGCAGGAAAGGACGGGCAGCCAGGUGCACCCGGAGGACCUGGCCUUCCUGGAAACGAUGCCGCCUACUGUCCAUGCCCUCCUCGUUCGGCUGUGUUCGUUUCUCGAUUCACUCAGUAA